This is a messenger RNA of Mus pahari (shrew mouse), 2617 nucleotides long. RefSeq names its product phosphatidylinositol transfer protein beta (gene Pitpnb). The record is from RefSeq and is a predicted model, not a curated record. Gene Ontology annotation, molecular function: phosphatidylinositol transfer activity; phosphatidylcholine intramembrane carrier activity; phosphatidylinositol binding. Gene Ontology annotation, biological process: phospholipid transport. Lineage: Eukaryota; Metazoa; Chordata; Mammalia; Rodentia; Muridae. Bases 49 to 864 code for a protein of 271 amino acids. The transcript has 12 exons. Gene Ontology annotation, cellular component: cytoplasm.
GCCCGGCGGUGGCGGCUGGCGGCGGCGGCUGUGAGGGGUUCCCGGAAGAUGGUGCUGAUUAAGGAAUUCCGUGUGGUUUUGCCGUGUUCUGUUCAAGAGUAUCAGGUUGGACAGCUUUACUCUGUUGCAGAAGCGAGUAAGAAUGAAACUGGUGGUGGAGAAGGAAUUGAAGUCCUGAAGAAUGAACCUUACGAAAACGAUGGCGAGAAGGGACAGUACACACACAAAAUCUACCACCUGAAGAGCAAAGUUCCUGCAUUUGUGAGGAUGAUUGCUCCUGAGGGCUCCCUGGUGUUUCAUGAGAAAGCCUGGAAUGCCUACCCCUACUGCAGAACAAUUGUAACGAAUGAAUACAUGAAGGACGACUUCUUCAUCAAAAUUGAAACAUGGCACAAACCUGACUUGGGAACACUAGAAAAUGUUCACGGUUUAGAUCCCAACACUUGGAAAACUGUUGAAAUUGUCCACAUAGACAUUGCAGAUCGAAGUCAAGUUGAACCAGCAGACUACAAAGCUGAUGAAGACCCUGCAUUAUUCCAUUCAGUCAAGACCAAGAGAGGACCCCUGGGACCUAACUGGAAGAAGGAACUGGCAAACACCCCCGACUGUCCUAGGAUGUGUGCCUAUAAGCUGGUGACCAUCAAGUUCAAGUGGUGGGGGCUGCAGAGCAAAGUAGAGAACUUUAUCCAGAAGCAAGAAAAACGGAUAUUUACGAAUUUACAUCGCCAGCUCUUCUGUUGGAUUGACAAGUGGAUUGACCUGACAAUGGAAGACAUUAGGCGAAUGGAGGACGAGACUCAGAAAGAACUAGAAACAAUGCGUAAGAAGGGCUCCGUCCGAGGCACGUCGGCUGCUGAUGCCUAGAUGAGUCCCCUGUAGGUCAGAGACAUGAUCAGACUGUCUACGGAGUCAAGGCCAAGUGAGGGGAACCAGUGCGGCCUGUGAUGACUGAAGCCACCAGCGUCUCAGUGUUGGACGUUUCCAAUGUGUGUCUCUGACAGUUAGAGCACACAUGUGCACAUGCGCAGACACACACAUAUUCUUACACACUUACGCGUGUGUGAAUAUGUGUGUGUGUGUGUGUGUGUGUGUAGCUGUAUGUAAAGCACAUAUGGCUACAGGUCUAGAUACACACAUGAGUGUAUAUAUGUGUAUGUACAUGUAAAGAUCGAAGGGAGCAGGACAUUCUCUCCAAAGUUCUGCACCUGCCUUCAACAAAAUUACUAAAGAAAAUAUUUUCAAUAUAUAUACCUGGAACAGAUAUUAAUAAUCAUCAACAUGAUGCCCUUGAUGGACAAACGGACUGCGCUGUGGUGCCCCGUGGUGCUGGCUGGCGUGCUUCAUGAAUGCCAGGUGUGGACCAGUGUGUACAGCCUUUGGUUAUGUUUCUGUUUUUUCAAGUCACCACAUACACACACUUAGUCUCAUUCCAUCAGCAACAACUCCUACAGAAAGAUUUCUUCAAAUUUUUAGAUACUCCAGUGACUUUGGAAUGUAAACUCUGGAUGUAUUUAUAACUAUUUAUUUCUGGGUGGCCACUAUCUUCCAGCCAAAUCCAACAUUAUCUGUCAAGUAAGGAGUCAAAGCUCUUUAUUGGCUUGCCCGAGGGUUGGGGAAAUCCUUUUUUAAAAAUUGCCACUUUUUAUUGGAUUUUUGUAUUUUGAAUUUCAAGUAUUUUUCUACAUCAAAUCUAGGAAAAAAAAAAUUCAGUGAUGACGGUUUGUGAUUUAUAAUAAACACUAGACAAUAUUCAGACCCUGGCUAAGCAAACAGCGAUCGAGCAGUUAACCCGAGUGGUCUCGCAGGCUGUGCGGGCCCUUCUGUCUGUGGAGUUUUGUUUCUGAGAUGGCUUUUCUGGAAUUACAGCCUGGAGACUUUGUGGAUGGUCUGUAUUGCUCUCAGCUCACAGGGUGGGAGAGCUCUUUUUCUGUUGCAGUCCAAGCCAGGAGGAAAUGAAGAGCUAGGAAGAGCUUGAGUGUGACCCAGGUCUUAGACCUGAGCGCUGCUGCCAAUUCUGCUUCCCCCGGGUUGCUCCUCCUCUUCUGCCUAUGCUUUUUCCUUUAAGAGAAAGGAGCAGUAGCUGGGUAGACUUUUCUUUCCUUAUGACCUUUCUGUCUGAUGCUGUUUCCUCUUGUUAGCCCUGGGACCCUGACCAGAACCACACUGUUGAAUCCUUCAGGUUACACACUGCCUUUUUAACCUCCACCCCAGAACACAGCACCCUGCCGUCAGAGCACGGGAGUGACCCCUUUGUUGGCAGACUUGGCCUUCAUGUCCCCUCCGCCCUGCCCUGUGUCCCAUGGGAGCAAUGGCAGAGAUUCCCACUGCAUUGCACUGCCUGUUGCCCUCAGCAGCAAACCCUGGGUUCUAACCCUGGCACUGGAGAGCCCAGCCUUCCCCAGUGAAACCAACUCAAAGACAGCCAUAGUUUCCUUGGGAGCUUGGGCACACAAGGAAACGAGAGCCUGGUGUGGACUCCCGUGUUGUUCUAACAGCUGUGGAGACUGAGGGAUGUGUGAUGAAUUUAAAGCACCUGGUUUACUUGCCAGUCUCCUGUGUAAAUUACAGUAAAACAAAGUAACUGAAACUGAAACAAAAUAAAUUGAUCUCAAAACUC